AUGAAGGCAUCUCUAUUACUGUGUGUCAUCACUACGGCUUACAUCGCCACUGCGGUCCCCAUUAAGGAGGAGGAGCUUGGAGUAUACCCCCGAUUUGUCACCUUCCCCGAUGGCGAUGGCCUACCUCAAAUUGCUGACUUACAAGCCGAACCUGAUCACGCCCUCUUAGAAGAAAUUCAAAGAGAUCCCGCAAAUAACCUGUACUUAUUGUUUACUAGAAACAAUCCUACUCAGGCACAAACUUUGAUCAUCAACAAUGUUGAAUCUAUUGUGACUUCAAACUUCAACCCUGAAGACAACACCAUCGUGAUUGUGCACGGGUGGCUUGGCGGUCAGGAUGCUGGUAUCAACCCAACUGUCAGAGACGCUUAUUUGGGUAAAGGCCCUGCCAACGUGAUUGUCUUGGACUGGAGACGCUUGGCUUUGUCCAACUACGUAACAGCAGUUAUUGGAGUUCCAGACAUUGGUGUUGGUUUGGGACAGUUCGUCCGAUUCCUCAUCUCUGUAACUGGUAUCCCUUAUGAGUCCAUUCAUCUGGCCGGCUUCAGUUUGGGUGCACACAUUGUGGGCAACGCUGGAAGGGAACUCGAAGGAAGAGUAGCUCGCGUUACUGGUUUGGACCCUGCUGGUCCUCUAUGGCACUACAACGAUAACAAGAUCACAGAAAACGACGGUAUCUACGUUGAGGCUAUCCAUACCAAUGGUGGAAUCGAUGGUCUUGGUAUUGGCAGUAUUGUCGCCAACGUUGAUUUCUUCCCCAACGGUGGCAGGUCCCAGCCUGGUUGUCUGACCUUCUUGUGCGAUCAUGACCGUUCCUGGGAACUGUUUGGUGCUAGCGUCACAUACAAUCACCUGAUAGGCGCUGAAUGUUAUAGCAGCAUGCAAGUCACUCUCAACUCUUGCCGAGGUCCACCAUUCAAUCUGGGCAAUGAUGAUUUAACUAAAACUGGAUCUGGUUUCUAUCGUGUUAACACAGGCAGAAGAUAUCCUUUCUAA
Molecule: messenger RNA, 996 nt
Organism: Achroia grisella
Lineage: Eukaryota; Metazoa; Arthropoda; Insecta; Lepidoptera; Pyralidae
Product: pancreatic lipase-related protein 2-like
Exons: 6
Coding region: 1-996 (331 amino acids)
Biological process (GO): lipid metabolic process
Molecular function (GO): lipase activity
Source: RefSeq, a predicted model, not a curated record